UUAUAAAAUCAAAUACUGAUAUCCCCAAAAAAAAAACAACAACAAAGAAGUGGGAACUAAAACAACAAAAUGGGUUCUCUGAAAAAGAAUGGCGGUGCGAUUCUGUCGAGGAUAGCGACCAGUAAUCAACACGGCGAAAACUCAGAGUAUUUUGAUGGAUGGAAAGCUUACGACAAAGAUCCUUUUCAUCAUUCUCGUAAUCCCCAUGGGAUUAUCCAAAUGGGUCUUGCAGAGAAUCAGCUUUGCGUAGAAUUGAUCAAAGAUUGGAUCAAAGAGAACCCAAAAGUUUCUAUUUGCACCCCUGAGGGUGUUCAUCAGUUUAGCGACAUCGCUAUUUUCCAAGACUACCAUGGCCUAAAAGAGUUUAGACAGGCAAUUGCACAUUUCAUGGGAAAAGCAAGAGGCGGAAGAGUGACGUUUGAUCCCGAGAGGAUUGUUAUGAGCGGUGGUGCCACCGGAGCCAAUGAAACAAUCAUGUUCUGUCUCGCCGAUCCUGGCGAUGUGUUUCUUGUUCCCUCUCCUUAUUACGCCGCAUUUGAUAGAGACUUGAGGUGGCGUACAGGUGUCGAGAUAAUCCCGGUUCAUUGUUCCAGUUCCAACAGUUUCAAAUUAACCGUCGAGGCCGUUGAAUGGGCCUACCAGAAAGCCCAAGAGUCCAACAAAAAAGUCAAAGGUCUAAUUUUGACCAACCCAUCAAAUCCGCUUGGUACAAUUUUAGACAAGGACACACUCAAGAACUUAGUCCGGUUCGUCACGAGGAAGAACAUUCACUUAGUCGUCGAUGAGAUCUACGCCGGUACGGUCUUCGCUGGAGAUAAUUUUGUGAGCGUCGCCGAAGUGGUCAACAACGUGGACAGUUCUGAAAUCGAUGUUGACUUGAUUCAUAUUGUCUAUAGUCUCUCCAAAGACAUGGGACUUCCAGGUUUUAGAGUCGGUAUUGUAUAUUCUUACAACGACUCGGUUGUGUCAUGCGCAAGAAAAAUGUCGAGUUUCGGACUAGUUUCGUCUCAAACACAGCUCAUGCUUGCUUCGAUGUUGUCGGAUGAUCAGUUCGUGGAAAAUUUCCUUAUGGAAAGCUCGAGAAGAUUAGGGAUAAGACAUGGAGUUUUAACCUCAGGUCUCAAGAAAGCAGGGAUCACUUGCUUGACAAGCAACGCAGGUCUAUUUGUGUGGAUGGAUCUGAGACAUCUACUAAUUGAUCGCAACUCGUUUGAAUCUGAGAUCGAGCUUUGGCAUAUAAUCAUUGACAAAGUGAAGCUUAACGUUUCGCCAGGCUCUUCAUUCCACUGCACGGAACCUGGAUGGUUUAGGGUUUGCUUUGCUAACAUGGGUGAUGAUACUCUAGACGUGGCGCUUCGACGAAUCCAAGAUUUUGUAUCCAAGAAAAACAAAUUGGCUGAGAAAUCAUCGGAUAAUGAUGAGAUAAUUCAGAACAACAGUGUUAAGAAGCAGAAAUGGAGGCAGAGCAACCUCCGACUAAGUUUCCGACGACUUUACGAGGAUGGACUCUCGUCGCCGGGGAUAAUGUCACCACAUUCACCUCUUCUUCGAGCAUGAAACCAUAAGACAUGGCGCUUACAAAAUCGUAUUAACUCAUUCUCGUUAGUCGUUUCAUCCCAAAUGUUAUGAAUUUUAAUUAGAAAUGCAUUAAGCGAAUGUCUUUUUUUUUUGUAAGAUUGGCGUAAUUUAACUUCAACAUUACUA
Molecule: messenger RNA, 1704 nt
Organism: Eutrema salsugineum
Lineage: Eukaryota; Viridiplantae; Streptophyta; Magnoliopsida; Brassicales; Brassicaceae
Product: 1-aminocyclopropane-1-carboxylate synthase 2
Exons: 4
Coding region: 70-1557 (495 amino acids)
Biological process (GO): amino acid metabolic process; biosynthetic process
Molecular function (GO): transaminase activity; pyridoxal phosphate binding
Source: RefSeq, a predicted model, not a curated record